UGUUUAUGCUGAGCCGCCGUUGUCAAGACGCGUCCCGGACGCUCGCACCGUCACUCGCCCUUCGUAUUCUAGGUAAUCGACCGCCCCAACCUACGUUUAUGGUUUACGCUUCGAAGAACUGCUAGCGGACGGCGAACCUUGUCGCAUCAUGCCGGCCUCAUGCGCAGCGUACGGCUGAACGUGCAACGGUGGCUGAGACGCUGAGACCAUGUACUCUUUCACAUCUUCCGACGUGAGAAAAAACGAGAUACUCAGUGGAUCGCUGCUGUGGAAGUAAUUUCAAGCCUUCGAGAACCACUGUACUCUGCCCGAAACAUCUUCGUGACAGAGACUGCCAUCAGAGUUUAUCGCUAAGUCGUGUAAUGGGAACACCGGUGAAAUCUGCUCAACUGAGGCCAGGCUUGUUGCCGUCGAUCUUCGUUUUGGAACGGAACGAAUCGCCGGCUCCGCGAGCAGCAUUCUCGAAGAGGUCAGAACAUGAGAUUCUUGAACAGUUGCUCUCUGGAGGCGGAACCAUCGGGCACACGCCAAGACCAAGUCAUUGUAGCGAAACCUAUCACGAUGACUUUGCCGCAGAGCCAGUAUAUCAGGCAGCACUGAGUCUGGCUUGUGAGUCGGGACAAGCUGUAGGAACAUCACCACAGUCACCGUGUGAGCCGGGCCAUGGCACAAAUCGAUCUGUUCAAGUGGGUCUACCAACUCGCCACAAAGCAUCACAAGCAACCGAAAAGAAAAUUCUUUCAACAAUUGCUACGCAAACAGAACUACAUGCUGUUUCUUCAGGCUCUUUUUCCUUUCCGUCCUUGGAGCAGUCGUCUUCAUUGGCGUCUGUACGAGGCCGACUUCAUUCCUGCAAGCAGUGCACCUAUGUGACCCUGGACAAAUCAACUAUGAACACACACCUUCGGAAACACAUGGGCGAGCCCCCCUCACAGUGCCACUUCUGUCCAGCUGCAUUCACUCGCAAGUCCCAUCUGGUGCUUCACGUGCGCACCCACACAGGAGAGCGCCCCUUCCGCUGUGCCCACUGCAAGGCGUCCUUUGUGCAGAAAAACACCCUCGUUAGACACAUCCGCACGCACACUGGAGAGCGGCCCUUUUCGUGUGCUCACUGCAAUGCAUCUUUUUCGCUCAAAAGCACCCUCAUUGGGCACAUGCGCACUCACGCGCACACAUUAGAACGUCCCUUUUCCUGUGUCCACUGCAAUGCGUCCUUUUCGAGGAAAAGCCACCUCACUGAGCACAUCCGCACGCACACUGGAGAGCGGCCCUUUUCCUGUGUUCACUGCAAUGCAUCUUUUUCGAUCAAAGGCACCCUCAUUGCGCACAUGCGCACUCACGCGCACACAUUAGAACGUCCCUUUUCCUGUGUCCACUGUAAUGCGUGCUUUGUGUGGAAGAAGAGCCUCGUGGUACACAUCCGCACGCACACAGGAGAACGUCCCUUUUCCUGUGUCCACUGCAAUGCGUCCUUUUCGACGAAAAGCCACCUGACUCAGCACAUGCGCACUCACACAGGAGAGCGUCCCUUUUCCUGUGUGCGCUGUAAUGCAUCAUUUGGUCGGAAGCACCACCUCGCGGAACACAUCAUCCGCAAGCAUAGAGGAGAGUGUCCCUUAUCCUGUGUCCGUGGCAAUGCAUCUUUUUCGCAACGACAUGACCUCACGGACCACAUGUCCCAUCAUCAUGCAAAUAAAAAGCCAUAAAUGUGACGGGCCUACAGGCUUCCCUUAAAAAGGCAAUAAAGAACCGCGUGGUCCAAAACAUGUGGUGGAGAGAUAACUGAGCACUUGUACGACAACAGGCUGCCACAUGAUUUUUGCGGAUAAGUGUUGUAAAGAGAAAGUUACAUGAUAUAGAACAACCCGCUUCGGCUGGUGUUUGUUUCUCGCUCGGCCAUCCGACUUUUCUCGGCAGCGAAAAGGUGUAGGUGUAGCUUGUUUUCGGGACGACGCCAACUUCGAUAACGGAACAUGACGUAGGCAAUUACGUCAUCGGCGCUCAGCCAAUGACAAAGCAAGACUUCCUCCGUGUGUCACUCGUGUCAGAACGGCUUGGUGAGGAAGUGCAAUGAGAGGAGCGCUAGGGCCACUGCAUAGAGUUAGUAUACUAACUCUAGAGGAAAAGCUGGGCCGCGAGACCGCUAACCACAAGAGCGCUGACAUCUUGGAACGUUGUCAUUCUUGCCAUCACAUUUCAAUCCUAAAGAAGCCUUUGCACAAUUGAUAACGCGCGGAUAUCGUUUCGUGUUUUUUUGAACACUUUUACGAAAGAAUACGACGGCUAUUUAUGCAAUUUACUGUGCGCGGAAAGGAGCGUUUAAGUAAGUAAGUAAGUAAGUAAGUAAGUAAGUAAGUAAGGUGUUCCUAUUCCCUUUUAACACAGGGCAGGCAGUUUAAGUGCCACAGGAAGAAAAAAAUUUAAACAAAUGUCAAGUGUUUUCGUUCUUUUGUUCGUGCAUAAGCAGAGUGUCACGGGUCACGGUGUCGCUUAAUGCACACACGCACACACACACACACACACACACACACUCACAUACACGAUUGGCUUGGUGGAAGUCGAGUCAAGAGUCGAGCCAAGCCAUGCCGUGUUCUGCACCUCCGUGGCCGUUUAAACAUGGCGGAUGUUUACCGUUGUAGGGGGUCACCUA
Rhipicephalus sanguineus (brown dog tick) is the source of this 2650-nucleotide messenger RNA. Its product is annotated as gastrula zinc finger protein XlCGF71.1-like. The record is from RefSeq and is a predicted model, not a curated record. Bases 363 to 1706 code for a protein of 447 amino acids. Gene Ontology annotation, molecular function: DNA-binding transcription factor activity; RNA polymerase II cis-regulatory region sequence-specific DNA binding. Gene Ontology annotation, biological process: regulation of transcription by RNA polymerase II. The transcript is spliced from 4 exons. Lineage: Eukaryota; Metazoa; Arthropoda; Arachnida; Ixodida; Ixodidae.